Molecule: messenger RNA, 435 nt
Organism: Melampsora larici-populina 98AG31
Lineage: Eukaryota; Fungi; Basidiomycota; Pucciniomycetes; Pucciniales; Melampsoraceae
Exons: 3
Coding region: 1-435 (144 amino acids)
Molecular function (GO): nucleic acid binding
Source: RefSeq, a predicted model, not a curated record
AUGUCUGUCGGUUCAUCUUCCGGAUCACGACAUUCAGAUCGGGAUAAUGGACCUGCUGUUGAUCAACCAAAUGGACAAGAAGACUCUAAUUGGAACCGUAGCGAGGAACGUAGAGAACGUACACCAAGUCCACGUCAUACAAAUCAUCGAGAAAGAAGUAGAAGUCCAAUAAGAGGAUCUGCAGUCACUAGUGAUGAUUGUGGUCGAUCUAGUGAUGUUGUCAAUCCUGGUGACAAUUUACAUGUUUCAGGCAUCAGUCUCCAUGUCGAAGAUCGUGAUUUAGAAGAACUUUUCUCCAGAUUUGGCAAGGACGCUUGCUCUCACCCUGAAUUGACGGUCUCACGCGAAUGGGAGGGACGUCGGCGCAUCGCGCGGUUUCAUUUUCCUUUGUAUCGCCGCGGUUUGUUUUGGAAAUUUAUUUCCGCUGAGGCGUGA